Molecule: messenger RNA, 2359 nt
Organism: Cottoperca gobio
Lineage: Eukaryota; Metazoa; Chordata; Actinopteri; Perciformes; Bovichtidae
Gene: sptssb
Product: serine palmitoyltransferase, small subunit B
Exons: 2
Coding region: 214-456 (80 amino acids)
Biological process (GO): endoplasmic reticulum organization; ceramide biosynthetic process
Cellular component (GO): serine palmitoyltransferase complex
Molecular function (GO): serine C-palmitoyltransferase activity
Source: RefSeq, a predicted model, not a curated record
CUGCAUGAUCUGUGGGCCAGGUGAGUCGUGAGUGUUAGCACGAGGAGUGGGUGUGGUGUCAAUAUCACAGUCUGUGUGACCUACUACAUAUAGGCUAGAGGCAAACUGGUGAGGCAGCUUUUGGUUUACAGAAAGCAGCAGCAGCGGGACGCGGGCUGUAGCUCAGUAGCCCAGAUUUCCAGGGAAUCUCACGUCAGCUGCUAAGCUUGCAAGAUGAACUUCAAGAACUUUAGGGAGUACCUGGCCUGGCUGUACUACCAGUACCUGCUCAUCACCGGCAUCUAUGUCCUGGAGCCCUGGGAAAAGUCCAUCUUUAACUCCAUCCUCUUCUCCGUCAUCGCCAUGGUGAUCUACACCUCGUAUGUAUUUGUGCCCAUCCACGUGCGCCUUGCACUGGAGUUUUUCUCUGGGAUCUUUAGCAGCCAACCUGAGAGCACCAUGGCACUCAUGAACUAAAAGAUGGAGGGAAUACGGAGAAAAAAGAGGCGACGAAUGGGUGGAUUAGCACAAGUCCCCAAAUAAUUCCUUAUAACUCAACUCCUCAUCUCCCAGAGCACUUUGAGCCCCUUUUUACACCACAUUCAUCCUUAACCUCAGCUAGACUGAAAACAUGAAGACAAUCUGGAAAUCAGAGCCUUAUUGCCUUCUUUACAUCCCAAACCCUCUGGCCUUACCUCAUGGUAUUAGACACACAAUGCUACAUUACUUUCACACCUCGCUGUGUAGUUGGUCCUGUUUGUUUGUGUCUUUCUCACCAUAAUGUCCUGUAUGAAUGCAUACCACAUCUGGGUUUUGCAUGAUAAGGUCAUACAUUGGUAGUAUAUUCCGGCAAUGUAGAUUAAAAAGAGGGAGCGUGUAAUUGAAGCAUCAGAGGCCGAGAUAUUCUGUCUUUCGAGUCUAAACCCUAAAUCACUGGAUCCUACAUCAGCCAUAAAGCAACUCGAUAAGGUCUUUUGGCAGACCAUCCCUCCAUCACUCCACUAUUUACUAUACAGUGCACUAAAUGAACUCUGCCGUUUUAUAGUAACUGAAUUUGAAGUGUGAAUUGUAUGCACUACUUAGAACGUUGGACAAUGGAGCCAACAAGUAAACGUUUUGCUACCAAUCCCAUAAUGUAACUGCAUUUUAUAGAUGUGAAAAUUACCAUUGUGUGAUUUUACAGCUGUCAAUGAUGACGCAAAAUGACAAUGAUUCAUAAGUGUCUGAAUUCCUAAUUUACUGCUCAAUACAGAGUUAACUAUUUAGUGUUUAUUACAUAAGGAGUAGUGAACAAGUGAACGAGGGAGUAAUUUCAGACACAGCCUUGAGCCUCAGAGCCACAGAAGACGUUCUGUUUUUACAGGCUGAGUAGGACUCGCUGUGACGGGUAAACUGAACUUGAUGUGUACAAUUGGUUGCGUGCCCCUUUAAGUAUCUGUGUGUCUGUGUUUAUCUGCUGCAUCUGGGAUGCCAUGUUAUCUCUGAUUGUGAAUCGCUCUCUGAUAAAAGUUAGAGUUAGAACUCAUCCCAACAUUUUUGCACUUAAUGUCACUAGUUGAUCUAUGGUUUUGUAUCAGAACCACUAUCACCUUCUUUUUUUAGUGGCCUUUAUGCACUAUAAUGCUAACUAGUAGUGUACAUUGCACAAGUCAUUGAGUAGCUGAUAUUUAAAGAGAAAGUUGAUAGAAACGCCCAAGCUAGGCAAUAAAUCUAAAAGUGUGAAUUUACAGAUUUACUGGUCAAAGACAGUAAUAAAACUGAAUAACAGCCUAGAUGUGUGCCGAGCCCUCUCUUUAUCUCCUGUCUUCUUUAACUGUUGGUAGGUCAGACAGGUGUGCUCUGCACUCAGCAAAUAUUGAUACAACACAGCCUUGGCUUUGUUAAUGACGUAGCUUUACUUAAUCAACAGCCUCUGAACUCAAAGCAUAACUGUCUGAUGUCACACGCAAAAUGACCUGAGUGAAAGCCAAAAACUAAAAACUGUCUUCCUCAUCUAUAGUUGAUCUAUAGAGAAUGAACCACAGAGAGAACGAGUCGUAGUGUGUCUGGUAGUUGUGAUUGCAUUUAUUUGUGUGCUUAAGAUAAUCUUUGAUUAUUUGUGCUUUGGGUCAAGGGCUCACUGAUUACAGUCUAAGCAUGAUCUCUAAGUUAAUUCUAUUUAUAUGCCGUUAUAUAUUUAUAUACACUGGUAAAUGCUUGGCUGGUUACAAUGUAAAUUACCAAACCUUUUUUUGAUUAAUUUAUAUCUGUGUUCCCAGUUUGUGUCCUUUCAUUUCGGUUUUGUUAAACACUUGUAGUCCCAGACAUUUCCUGUACCAAGACUGAAGAGCUCGUUUAUACAUGAUAGCAACAUAUCACUGCAAUAUUCAGAAAAUAAAGA